AUGGUACAAGCACGGCUGUUAUUUGCAAUUGCUCUGCAUGCGCGUGGUGAAGCUAUGGAAGCUGCAUGUAUGAUGCAGUCAGCCGUGGAGCUAGCCAUCGAGCUCAAGAUGAACCUGAGAAACUUCGCAGCAGUGAAUGGCGGCGGCAGUCCUAUCCUAGAGGAGAGCCUUAGAAGAACGUGGUGGGAGCUCUACGUGAUGGAUGGCUAUAUGGCUGCUCUUCAUAAACAGCCUUCUUUCAGGAGCAAUACGGUCCCUUCAGAUGUUUUGCUGCCCUGUGAAGAAGCAGUGUAUGCAAGUGCAGGUUGCUUGCCACCGCCGCAUUCCCUCGAGCAAUUCGAUAUGCGACUCUUUGCAGACGAGGACUUACAGUUCUCAUCGUUCGCAUACCGCAUUGAAGCUGCUCGAAUACUGGCCAGAGUAUUGUCAGUCUCAGGGACUCACAACGAAGACCAGGUCCAAGUGGUCGACAAUGCAUUGGCUGGAUGGAUGCACAAUCUACCACAGUCUAAAACAGAUGUGGUCAACGUCUACAAUAUGGUGGAUGAGAUGCUUUUCCAGGGACACAUGAUCAUCCACUGCGCUACGAUCUAUCUUCAUCUCCCUCGCAGUGAUCUGCUUAACACACUUCCGGUCACGGCCAAUAUUGUAUGCGCGGAAAGGGGUAGACACAUGACUCCUGCAUCUACACAACACUCACACUCCGUCAAGGCAACCAAUGCAUCUAAGGAGCUCUCAAACUUGGCUGCUGUCCGCGUUCCAGUUCAGAAGCAUACUCCAUUCUUCGUAUGUGGGCUUGUUCUUGGCGCGAUCGUUCAAUUGUCCGCCUGCAGUGCCAAUGCAGGCACUGAGCAGCAUCGCGACCGAGUCACCCUCAUCAUUGGACUACUCAAGUCGCUGAGCCGAAAUUGGGCCAUCUCCGGCCAUGUGCUCCAGCAAGUCAAGAAGGUGGCUUCAGAAGUGCUGCGUACAAGCACUCUCGCAUCACCAGACGUCAGCCAACACAAGAACGGAACAGAGUACGACAGUGGUAUCAGCAUGAAAAACAGCUCCGAAAACACCUCAUGGCUAGCCAUGCUGAACAUGGUUGAGAAUCAAGAAUUCCACGGUCUCAUGCACGUCGAGCCGAUCUACCCUGGCUCGGUCUAG
Messenger RNA from Aureobasidium melanogenum CBS 110374, 1149 nucleotides. RefSeq lists its product as uncharacterized. The record is from RefSeq and is a predicted model, not a curated record. Gene Ontology annotation, molecular function: zinc ion binding; DNA binding. The transcript has a single exon. Gene Ontology annotation, biological process: DNA-templated transcription. Bases 1 to 1149 code for a protein of 382 amino acids. Lineage: Eukaryota; Fungi; Ascomycota; Dothideomycetes; Dothideales; Saccotheciaceae.